Messenger RNA from Talaromyces rugulosus, 870 nucleotides. RefSeq lists its product as uncharacterized. The record is from RefSeq and is a predicted model, not a curated record. The transcript is spliced from 2 exons. Lineage: Eukaryota; Fungi; Ascomycota; Eurotiomycetes; Eurotiales; Trichocomaceae. Gene Ontology annotation, biological process: error-prone translesion synthesis; error-free translesion synthesis. Gene Ontology annotation, molecular function: DNA-directed DNA polymerase activity; deoxycytidyl transferase activity. Bases 1 to 870 code for a protein of 289 amino acids. Gene Ontology annotation, cellular component: nucleus.
AUGCCCGCCCCAUCAAGGCAAAACACCAAGCCACCCCUCCCACGGAAUCACCUCAUCUUCGAUCCCUGGAACACGGGAUCUGUAGGCCAUGAAUGUGCGCAUUACAGCCAUGCCAGACAGACAGCUGCGCAUCGCGACAUGCGUACGAUUCAGCUGGGGAGGCAGUUUCGCGGGCAACAAUCCUCUAUGCAAAUACCUAAAAAUCCUCAAGAAGGAAAAGAUAAGAAGAAGAAGGAGCAGAUGAGGAAUAAGGGGGAUAUUAGGGAGUAUAUGGGCGGGCAGAGCAAGUCUAUCAUCGACUAUCCGAAUUCAAAAACAGAGAUUCUCGGGGAAAAACAUGAUAAUAUUCCUUUCUCGACAACUACACCAGAAACAACGACCCCAAACAUCGACAUCAAACCCGAGAACAAAAACAGCAAGAAAAUCUUCCACUCACUAACCUUCUUCAUAAACGGCUCUACCUUCCCACUCAUCUCCGACCAUAAACUACGACACAUUGUCGCCGAGAACGGCGGUGCGUUAUCCCUCAAUCUGGCGCGACGGAGCGUGACGCAUGUUAUUAACGCUGCUCCUUCUGCUGCUCUUUCUUCUGCUGGUGCUUCUUCUUCAGGUGCACGCUACACUGGUGGCGGCGGGUUAUCAGCAGCAAAAAUGCAAAAAGAAAUCAAAACAACGGCAGGGAAAGGGAAAGGCGUGAAGUUUGUGGGUGUUGAUUGGAUUAUCGAGAGUGUCAAGGCUGGGAAGAGACUGUCAGAGGCUAGGUUUGUAGUGUCUUUGGAGAAGAGCAGCAACAACAAUAACAAAAAUGCGCUGAUUGGGGCUUCCAGCGGGCAGAGAAGUGUGUAUGGGAUGUUCAAGGGUGUUGGAUAA